This is a messenger RNA of Pezoporus flaviventris, 1021 nucleotides long. It is a transcript of the gene DCXR, whose product is annotated as dicarbonyl and L-xylulose reductase. Gene Ontology annotation, molecular function: L-xylulose reductase (NADPH) activity; carbonyl reductase (NADPH) activity. Gene Ontology annotation, biological process: xylulose metabolic process; glucose metabolic process. NCBI's taxonomy places the organism in Eukaryota, Metazoa, Chordata, Aves, Psittaciformes, Psittacidae. The transcript is spliced from 8 exons. The record is from RefSeq and is a predicted model, not a curated record. Bases 100 to 840 code for a protein of 246 amino acids.
GGCCCUAUCAGACUCCUUCGCUCUCGGGCCCCGCCCGGCCUCGGCACCGCCUCGGGCUGGCGGGCCCGCCCCGGCCGCAGUCCGCUCUCGUUCCGCAGCAUGGAGGCGCCGCUCGGCUUCCGCGGGCGCCGGGCGCUGGUGACUGGAGCUGGGAAAGGGAUCGGGCGCGCCGUGGCCGUGGCGCUGAGCAAAGCCGGGGCCCGCGUGACCGCGCUGAGCCGCACAGCGGCGGACCUGGAGAGCCUCGGCCAGGAGUGCCCGGGCAUCGAGCCCCUGUGCCUGGACCUCGCCGACUGGGACGCCACGGAGGCGGCGGUGGGCGCGGCAGGGCCCUUCGAGCUGCUGGUGAACAACGCGGCCGUGGCGGUGCUGCAGCCCUUCCUGGAGGUGACGCGGGAGGCCCUGCAGCGGUCUUUUGAUGUGAAUCUUCAGGCUGUGCUUCAUGUUUCCCAGAUUGUGGCUCGGCAGAUGAUUGCACAGGGGGUGGCAGGUGCUAUUGUGAACGUCUCGAGCCAGGCGUCUCGGCGUGCUCUGCAGGAUCAUGCUGUGUACUGUUCCACAAAAAGUGCUUUGGAUAUGCUGAGCAAGGUAAUGGCAAUGGAACUAGGACCCCACAAGAUUCGAGUUAACACCGUGAACCCCACAGUGGUUAUGACUGACAUGGGGAGAAUUAAUUGGAGCGACCCUCAGAAAUCUGCUGCCAUGAUUAAUCGAAUUCCACUGGGAAAGUUUGCAGAGGUGGAUGAUGUAGUAAACAGCAUUCUCUUCCUGCUGAGUGACAAGAGCGCUAUGACAACUGGCAGCUCACUGAUGGUUGAUGGGGGAUUUCUUGUCUCCUAAGAUGACACCUGCAUUUCACACCCGGCCUUAAUUUCCAUACUAGUACUUCAUAGAUGUAAACUGCAUAGGAAACAAUGACACAGACCCAGUCUUGCUGGAGAAGGCUGGAAGCUUUAUGAGAAGUGUGGCAGAAAGCUACCUUUAGAAGAUGGCUAUAUAAUAAAGCUCACGUACACCGUCA